Molecule: messenger RNA, 2280 nt
Organism: Haliotis rubra (blacklip abalone)
Lineage: Eukaryota; Metazoa; Mollusca; Gastropoda; Lepetellida; Haliotidae
Product: nucleoporin 88-like
Exons: 13
Coding region: 141-1544 (467 amino acids)
Biological process (GO): mRNA export from nucleus; ribosomal small subunit export from nucleus; protein import into nucleus
Cellular component (GO): nuclear pore
Molecular function (GO): structural constituent of nuclear pore
Source: RefSeq, a predicted model, not a curated record
UGGGGGAGACAGCAGUCAGCUUUGACUUUGGCCCAGCGACAGAACUGAAGACCCGACAACGCUUGGGGGUAUCUACUCUCCAGGAGACCCUCCCUGUCUGGCCGUAGUGGGUGUACGUCGUCAAGGGCAAUGGAGAUGUCAUGGUGGUGUAUACAAGUCUGAGGUUUACAAGGAACGAGCAUCUCCCAGUGCAGGGCCCUCUGAUGAUGUGUCCACCUGCUGAUGACAACUACGGCCUGGACGCAUGCACCAUCCGCUGUCUCAACAUCUCUCCGCCAGUAGUUGUCAUAGCAACUUGUGAAGGAAAACUACAUCACUGUGUGGUCAUGGCAACCGAGGAUGACGACAUAUCUAUUUCAGGUCACUCCAGCCUGGGCCCUACUCCAAACGCCAGCAUCUACGAGCCUGUGACAGAGCCGACUCUGUGGGUGUACGAGAGUGUUGAACUUGAACUGUCCCUCACAACAACUGACAUCAACGAUGAUCUGCCAAUUGAAGAUGAUUUUGCCUGUCCGAUACGAAUUAUUAAAGAUCCGUGCACGUCAACCCGUUACCACUGUUGCCAUGGUGCUGGAGUCCACAGCGUUGCUUUACCGUGGCUCAGCUGUGUGCACAGGUUCCUCACAGCUAAUAACAAUGAAUCAAGUCUUCCUCACAACCAGGAGUGUGUGGUGGAACACUUAGUCUGUACCAAGCCACUCCCAUCCAGCCCGGCUGCUCCAAUUCUUGGCCUCGACAUCAUCACCGAUCCAUCCUUGUCUCCAACACUGCUGACCUUGACCAGUGACUUUGAGUUUGUCGCACUGCCCUUGAGCACCAAGAGCAGCAGUCUGGAUGAACCCAGGUCCUUGCUGUCAGACUCCCCAGGACCAGCAGUUACCUCCCCUCUCCGUCAGCUCAAUCGGGAACCAUUCGACCAACACAUUGCCAAGAUUCUCCUAAGAAGCUCCUCACAUCCAGUUCUCAAGUCUGGCCCCAAGUCAGAGUUAUCCCAACAGGAAUGCUUCCAGCUGCUGACACGAGCCACACAGGUGUUCAGGGAGGAGUACAUACAGAAACAGGACCUGGCCAGGCAGGAGAUCGAGACCAGGGUACGGAUCCUCCAUGAACAAAAGAAGCAGCAGCAGCGUGACAUCAGCACCCUCAGCCAAUCUCGCAACAUCCUCCAGGACAAGGGGGAGGGGCUUGCUUCAAAGUUAAACUCAGCACAAGAAAGCCAGGAAUCAUUGCUCAGGAGAUUGGAUCACAUCAUGAGGAAGAUUCAGUCGCGGGUGCCGAUGUUGUCUGACGCUGAGAAACACAUGUUGAGAGAGCUGAAGACAAUCAAGGGGAACCUGGACACAUUUGCUAAAAAGCUGCAGCAGGUGAAGAUCAAGCAGGACUUUCAGGCACGGACUGCUGCAGGCGACCGACAAGGCCCAGGAAGUCCAGCCAUACAGAAGGCUCAGAUCGGUCAGCUGCAACACAUUCUCAAACAAGAGGGAGAGGAGAUUGCUGACCUCAUGAAGAAAAUCACACAGCUCAAGAUGGAGACAAACAGCUGAAGUGGAAAAACUGACAUUGAACUAAAUAAGAUGGAGGCAAGACUGUCUGUCUACUCUAGUGAAGGCUGCAGGUCCACUGUUACUGUAGGACCACACAUCUUGAUCAGAGAUCAUAGUGUACCAGUGGUUGAUGUAACAAGUAAUGAAGCAGCCAGGAGCCAUUGUGGGCUGUCUAAAUAUGUGACUCAGCUUUGUAGCGAUUGACCACACUUCAUACUUCAUGCUCUUAAUUUUAAGGUAUCCUGGAAGAUGACAAUCGUGUCAGUUUUUAUACAGAUCAUUCACACCCAUGAAGAUCCCGGUUAGAAUUGAUCUUCAGUAGCCCAUGCUUGUCGUGAGAGGCGACUAACAGGAUCAGGUGGUCAGGCUCUCUGACUUGGUUGACACAUGUCAUCAUAUCCCAAUUGCGUAGAUUGAUGCUCGUGUUGUUGAUCACUGGAUUGUUUGGUCCAGACUUAAUUAUUUACAAACCGCCGCCAUAUAGCUGGAAUAUUGCUGAGUGGGUUGUAAAACUAAACUCACUUACAGAUUAUGCACAAAAUGUCGAGGAUGUUCAGCGAGAUAAUUGUGUGAUGUGUCGCGAUGUGAUGUCACCAGUGCAUCAUCGCUAUGUUGGAUGGCCGAUGUUGACCACUUUUCUGGCCGCUACUGACGAUGCUGCAAGCAGUACUGUGAUUGUUACAUUAAGUGUUUCACAACCCUGUAUAUAGUGAAGAAAUACAUGUUGUAUCUUGUA